This is a messenger RNA of Prorocentrum cordatum, 2850 nucleotides long. Lineage: Eukaryota; Dinophyceae; Prorocentrales; Prorocentraceae. The record is from the annotation of a GenBank genome assembly.
AGUUCCACUGGCUUCCAGACCCUGAAUUCCUCAUCUAAGGGUUCCUUAUCCCCACCGUUCGCAGCCAUUUUGGCUCAAGCCAUGUCCUGCUCGGGCGCAUGCGCGGGCUGGAGUGCGAUGGCGGCGGGGAGACGGCCCUCGAAGCGGCUGUCUGGAGAGAUGUGGCGCCGCGUGGCGCAGCGCUGGGCAGCCCUCUCCCGCGAGAGGCUCGUGCAGCGACAGGCCGAGGAGCUCAAGGACGUACAGCUCCCAGCCCAGGCACCAGCAGAGAUGCAGCGGCGCCUAGCGCUGGUGGAACCAGUGCUCAUGGCUCAGCUGCGAGGUGAAGAAAUCGAAGGGGACAGGGUGCUGGAGCGGAACGUUGGCUGCCACGCUCGCACCGUCCCCCGCCGAGGCGCGCCCGUGGGCGAGUGCCGGAGGGUGCAGCGCGGCCGGCGCCUUUCUGGGCCGGGCGCCCCUCGUGGAGACAGCACGGUGCUGGAUGUGCAGGUAUUGCCUGAGCUGGAGGCCGAGCGGCUGGCGCUUGGUGGUUCCUGCUGCAGUGGUGGCCAGCAGUGCGAGAGCCUCGACGGGAUCGGCGUCGCGGUGCACGCGGAGGCUAUGCAGUUUGGCGGCGUCCUGGUCGGCGAGGCGGGCUCGGGGCCUGAGGUCGUGCGUGAAACCUGCGACACCCAGGCCAGUGUCCUGCUCGGCGCCCCCGGUGCGUGGCCGUCGGACGCCGCCGAGGUGGAGUUCGGAGGCGCAGAGGUCCUCGGGGCUGGCGACCGCGGCGGCGCUGGACCUGCGCCUGGAACCUGGCACGCGGCGAGCCCAUUCGCGGAGGCGAAGGCUUUCGCCGCAGGGUUCGCCGCGGGAUGGAGCUGUGCUGAGCGCGACGCCGCACUGGCAGAGCGCGUCGGUGCCGCCUCGCAGACGGUUGAGGAGUCGGCGAUGCUGGUGCGCCCGUGCGGCCUGCCUGGAGGUAUGUCGGCAAUCGGCUCCCAGGUUGUCGCCGUUGACGUUAACUCAGAUGCCGAAGGGGUUGUCGACGGCGGAGUCGCUAGCGAUGACGAGAGGUUGCUCUUCGCUGAUGCGGAGGCGGGCACGGCCUGCUCCGCCGUAACGCAGCCGUUGCUCGGUGCGGCCGCCGCGGCGCACCUGAAGGCGCACCCCGCUGCGCUCUUCAGCAGGAGCAGGGGUCUGCACGAGGCCGGCCAGGUGCUGCAGGCCCCGGGCGCCGUCGUCCACGACGAGGCGGGCGCCGCGCUGGCGGUGGGCUCGUCGCUGAAGCGGUACCAGGAGGAGUCGCAGGGCAUCGCCAUCAAGAUGGACAUCGUCGGCGGCCUGGACGUCGGCGCCCAGCUCGGCGGCCUGGCGAACGAGAGCCAGCGCGAGGACUCGGAGGCUCCCGUCGCGCAACAGGAGGUCGAGGAGGCUUCCAUUGACGACGACGGGAACAGGGUCAAGCAGGGCGCGCGGUGGGCCGUGUCUCGGGACCAGAGUUACUGGACAUCGAGUUCGGGAGCGAGGCUGGCGACUGCGUCGGCGUGCCCGAGUGCGGGGAGGAGGCUUCGCUGGAGGCGGUGGAGCCCUGAGCCGGCGCCCCCGAGCACACGGUGCAGGUUGUCUUGCAGCUUGCCCCCGAGCACGCGGCAGCGGAUGGGCGUUCUGAAGCCCGCUGCCGACUAUCUGGCUGAGCUUGAGCACGGAGCCAGGGAGCGUCGCCUUAGUCCGCUGGGCGUCGAGGAGAUCGAGUCGCUCUCUUUGGCGGGGGAGGCGGCUAUCAGGGGCGCGAUUGAGGCGGCUGGGGAGACCGGCUUUUUCGACGAGAUGGGACACGCGGCCGCGGCUGAGGCGCUGCUUGACGCGCCAGGGGCCCCCGCCGGCGCAGCAGACUCACCGCGGCAACCCCGCGCGCGGGCGGGCGCUAUGGGGCCGCGGCGGCGUGGCCUGCUCCGACGCAGUGUCGCAGCAUUGGAACUGGUUCACUUGGCGGAGUGGCCCUGGCGCCCUAGGAUGGCGAGCGUGAGCGGCCCACGCUCGCCGGCCGAGGCGGGAGGCGCCAGGGUUGCUGCGCGGUUGAGUGAGGGCGCCGCCGCGUUAGGCCACCGCCGCGCGCGGCGACUGCGUCGCAUGCGCACUGCAGCGCGCCCCCGCCUGGUCUGCUGGUGGCGAACGCGCGCGGUCCACGCUCGCUGGGAGGUGGCGGACGGAGGGAUCGCCGCGCGUGUGGCGCGAGGUGCGACCACCUCUUGCCCCGCCGGCCGGUUUUUCCUCAGCAUCGGCUCGAAGAGAAAAAAUGCCCCCGCCGCAAUGGGGGUCGACAGGCUUAUCGCGAACACGGGCGGCCGAUCUCCACCGUCGGGUUGACGCGUCUGGCCGACGGGCAGAGGGUCAUCGCCUACGGGCGGCUGAAGAGCACCGCCAGCAGCGCGCCGUAGAGCACCGCCGUCGCCUGGCUGAAGGUCAUCGCGCACGGGUGGCCGAAGAGUUUCAUUAUCAUGGCGCCCACAUCGCAGAGCGGAUUUCGUUUGGAAAACGACGGGGCGGGCCUGGGGCAUCCUGGAUGAAUUUCGCGCAGUGUUUGUUCGGCCCGGAAAGCCCCGCCGUCGCCUGGCCGAAGAGCACCGCCAGAAAGCGGCUGCAGCGCAUUGAAUUCGAGUGGCGCAUCCAAUUGUGUCAUUGUCUAUGUUAUGGGCCUCCUGAGGCGUGGAUCUGAAGGAAGUCUCUGGAAGGAGCUUCGUCUUUGAGCGAGCUGCGCGGAAGUAUUCGUCGGGGGCGCCGCCCCGCGGGGCCGCCGGGCAAUGGCGCCCCUCCGAGCGGGCCAUCCAGUCUGCAUGCGCCGCCGCAUUUGGCCCCUUGAGGCGCGAG